Messenger RNA from Bactrocera oleae (olive fruit fly), 1273 nucleotides. Its product is annotated as cuticle protein 16.5. The record is from RefSeq and is a predicted model, not a curated record. Gene Ontology annotation, cellular component: RNA polymerase II transcription regulator complex. NCBI's taxonomy places the organism in Eukaryota, Metazoa, Arthropoda, Insecta, Diptera, Tephritidae. Gene Ontology annotation, biological process: positive regulation of transcription by RNA polymerase II. Gene Ontology annotation, molecular function: transcription coactivator activity.
UACCUAUGCUUCGGCAGCAGUUCUUAACUCACCACAAACCGCAAACAACGCGUCCGCAACAAAACGCAACGCGCCUUAAAGUCAAUUUUACACAGACUAACUUAGAACUGGAGAUUUCGUGUGCAAAUUAGUGCGAAAAUGAACCCUCUCAUCAGUAUUGCCCUACUUGCGUUAAUCGCAUGCACCCACGCUGAUGUGUCACAUUUGUCAAGCACCUAUUUACCACCAUCGACCGCAUCUGCAUCCCGUACCGUUACUUUCAAUGCAGCCACAGGCUAUUCAAGCGGCGGUGUAGGUGUUAGCAGUGGUGGCAGCAGUUUUGGUGGUCAUCGUUACACAGCACCCGCCGUUUCGUACAGUGCACCCUCCACACAAGUAUUUAGUACAUCCUCCAGCUCCGGCGGUUAUUCGGUACCCUCUGCACCAUCUCGCAAAUACCUAGCUCCCAUUCAAGCGCCAGCUCCAGUGCAACACAAUGCUGCGGCAACAGUAUAUCGUGCACCGGCCACAUCGUAUCGUGCUCCAGCGACCAGUUACAGCGCCCCUGCCGUGCACACGUCUUCCUAUCGCGCACCCGCUGCCAGUUAUAGUGCUCCAGUAGUUCAAAAGCCAGCAGUUGUUCAACAUCAUGCUACUGUUCAACAAUAUCGCGCACCAGUUGUAUCAUUUUCGUCGGCCAAUCAAUAUCGUGCACCAGGUCCGGUCUAUAGUGCACCUGCUUCGGUGAGUCAUAGUUCAUCAUCUGGGUCUUAUAGAGCUCCUUACUCCUACAACGCUCCGGCAGCAACCUAUCGUGCGCCAGCGGCUCAAUAUCAAUCGUCUGCCGUUACAUAUAGGGCCCCUGCCGUUCAGUAUCAAGCACCUGCCACAUCGUACAGAGCUCCUGCUGCUCAAUAUCAAGCCCCUGCAGCUACAUAUAGAGCCCCGGCGCCUCAAUAUCAAACUCAAACGUCUCAGUAUCAUGCACCCGCCGCUACUUAUAAAGCACCUGCAAGCUCUAGUUAUCAAGCGCCCGCUUCCUCCUAUCGCGCAUCCACCACAUAUCACGCUCCGGCCAUUUCCACAAGCAGCGUUAUAAGCGGUGCGUACCAAGCUCCAGCUAAAUCCAUUUCGACAUCGUCAUCCAGUCUUGGCACCCAAUAUGCGGCUAAUGGUGGUUAUAUUUAUUAAGAACUUUAUAUGCUCAAAAUCUCGAUCUUUUAUAUGUUAAAUGUUGGUAUUAUCUCCCUUCGAAUUGGUUGAAAAACAUUAAACAUUUUUUAUAAAAACGAAA